Messenger RNA from Xyrichtys novacula (pearly razorfish), 17651 nucleotides. The record is from the annotation of a GenBank genome assembly. NCBI's taxonomy places the organism in Eukaryota, Metazoa, Chordata, Actinopteri, Labriformes, Labridae.
AUGUCUUUGAGCUCUCGCAGUGGGAUUACAGAGAUGUAUGUCCAUAUGGUCCAUCUUAUUCUCGUUGUACUCGCCUCUAUGUGCAAAGGUAAGUUGAACUAUCUUUGUCUUAUACAAACCAUGAUGAUAAAAAUAUAUGUAGACUGUAUGUCUAACUUUCACCUGACUGAAUGCCGCUGUCAGAUAUUUUACGGUGGGGAUUUUGGCAAAUGCUUCUUUGUUUUGGUUUCGUAACAUAACGGUAACCGGUGGUCUGAAAGAUCACGAGUUAACCAGGUGAAUGCAUAGGCUGACGCAUAAACGCUUUCCCCCAAAUCCUCUUGAAUUUAUCGGAAACAGUUGCACUUGCCACUAUUUCGGAUUUAAAUACAAAUCUUAAAAUUAUUCGUUGCAAACAGAAAUGGAUCCUAAAGUUGAAGACCAAAAUAAAGUAUUAGGUCAAACACAUUCAAAUCAGCUGGAUUUUCCCCUCAAUAUCUUAAGUUAAUCAUUCUUUUAUAUCAUAGCUUAUAUUUUAAACACCUCUAAGUCUUUUCUGUUGAGAAUUAUUGGUCUAGAAUGCAAAUAUCAUUUCCUCCCAAGAAAGAAAAUUACACACAGUAUUCUGACUGAGUGAAUGCAUAGUGAUUUUUUCUUUACAUGAUUCCUUUUACUAGUUAAAUAUGGGGUUAGUUCGGGAGGAUUAUUUGGGCUGGGAAUGAAUUGCAUUAAUCUUCAUGUACUGUUUGUGUAGUUUUUGUUGAUAAAAUCUGAUAUCCUUGACUGGCAUAUGAUACUGACCAGUUGCAAGGUCCUCACUUUCAUUUAAAGAACUUAAUUAUUGACGGUUUUCCAUAAAAAGUAAGGGAAGGAAUACAAUAAAGAGAAAGUAUAGUUACUUUCAAGUAACUUUGUCAGGGCUUGAAUAUACUUAUGGAUUGGUCAAUGCCAGCAAUUAAACUUGAAUCACAGUCCUGCACUCUUUAGUAUAGCCCUGAUCUGUUAAAAGCAGAGAGUAAUAAAGAGAGUGAGAAGAAACGUCUCAAGGAAGCAUACAGGAAACUUAAAAUUAAAACCAGAUGAGGAACCUUACUCUACAUACAAGUUAUAGUUACAGUGGAGGUGAUAACUAAUUUUGAAACCUUAAUGUUGGUUUUUGAAUGACUUCUCUGGUUUGCUGUGUCAAUGCAGCAAAAGCAAGCUUAAAAGGUUUAACAUUAUAGUGGGGUCACAAAGUGAGAUUCUGUGACCAUCCUUUGGCAAGGAUGUUUUGACGAUUGAUUUGACCUCUUUGGACCCUUUAGAAAAGAUUUAGCCCCCAGGUCCCUCGCAAAAAUCCCGGCAUUUUUUGCUAGACAGCCAAAUUCAAGAUGGCGGCCGGCGCCAUCGCUAAAAAUUAACUUUUGAUCUGGAUGACCUAGAAUCAUGUAUGAAGACACUUUUCCAUACAAGUCAAGCAUGAGGAUUCCAAAUCUGACAUUGUUUUAAUUGUAAGACCUCGUUUUGACACCGAAAUCCAAGAUGGCCGACAUCCAGUAGAGUAAAACUUGGCUUUAGUUUAUAAAUUUUCAGUCAGUCCGGCUAUUUCGGAUUGGUUAAGUAACAAGAAGAUGUUCUCUAGGUUGUGCCACUGCCAGAUAGCCAGAUAGCUGGGGGGGCUGCCCCCUUAGGGACUGCUGGCCUGCCCUGAACCAUUCUUCGUCAGGCCCCUCGCCAGAGACCAGUUUGUCAUGGGAGACCCUUACAGGAGCACACAGCUCCAGACAACAAAGCUCUCAGGGUCAUAGGGACGCACAAACCCCUCCACCACGGUAAGGUGAUGGUUCCUGGAGAGGGUUUUUUGUUUGUUUUUUUGUGUUUUUUUUUUUUGUCCUUUUUUUUUUUUGUCUUUUUUUUUUUGUCUUUUUUUUUUUGUCUUUUUUGGUUGUUUUUUUUGUCUUUCGUAACUUCCUUUAUAAUACCUUGCGUAUAUCAACACCAACAGCAGAAACAUCAUAUCCAAAACCACACAAAACACGUCUUAGUCUGAAUCAGAGAGUUCUGUGUCACUGCUUUCUGACUCAUCAGAUUCAGAUGACUCCAUCCUCCUCUGAGCAACAUCCUCCUCCUCCUCCUCCUCCUCACUCUCAACUUCUUCCUCCUCUUCAACUGGCCCUGGUGCAGGUAGGUGUGUCGGGAGAGCAGGCCGUGUGUGGCGGACAGGACGACAGCGACCACCCACCAAUUCCCAACCAUGUCCGAGUGGCGAGGGGUGAUUCUUUAGUGUGGGGUGGCGCACUAGAUAUGCCAAGUAGUUGGCACGGAGACAGUGUUGCCGUAAGCUGUCUGCAUCUGGAGGGAGAAGGAUAAACGAUUUUCUCUUCAUGGCUUUCCACUUAGAGGCACGGGCAUCAGCCAUGGUGCUACUCUUCUUGUCACCGUAGAUCACCUGUCUAGUGAAUGCAAAUAGCUCUUGUUCUACCUCCUCUUCAAGGUCAAGGCUAUCUCCACACCGGGAGAGUUGCUGCCGUGCCAAAGAGCUCUUUGCCACCUUCUCAAAGACUGAUGAUUUUCCUUUGCCAUAAAAUCCUGAGUUGGCAUCACAGCCUGUAAAACAGUGUAGCUGCACAAUGCAGUGUGCCAUCUCCUCUGUCAGCAUGCCACGACAGAGGACUGUCUCUUUGUUCCUCUUGAUGCAUAGCAUGCCAGGGAGCUGCUGUGAGAUAACUGAUGCUGCAACGUAGACAUCAGUAUCAGCUGCAUCAAUAACAACGGGGCCACUAUAGCCUGACUGCCGUAGACCUGCAUAAACAGUAAAGAGGAUGGUGUCAGCUUCCGACUGUUCAAUGCUGUAGUCUUCCAUCGGUUGUUGUGUUGACAAGUUGAUGCAAUGUGGGCCAACAGAGUAGACAAUCUCAACAUUCACAUUCUGUGCCAGGUCAGUGAGGUGGCUGCAUAUUAAUUUUUGCAGCCGUCCCUUGUUGCUGACACUACACAGUAGCGUUUUGAAUGCCUUGGCAGAGGGGAGGGGGUCAUCCAAUUUCAUGUACGUGUUUGGUACAUGCACCUUACCUUGUAUGCGCAGGUCUCGUUCAUCAUCUUUAGUGGAGUAGGCUGCAUCGUAUGGAUCAUUCACACAGAUGAUACAGUGAGCACCAAGAUGGCGGGCAAGGAUGAUGGAAGACACCUUUUGCACGUAGUCCAACCAUUUGUAUGGUCUGCCGUCUUGUGUCUGCCUGUCCUCUGCUGAUGGAGUUGCCAUCCUCCAGAUCAUGCCCAUGUCAAUGAUAGCAACAUAGGGCUCUUUAAUAGCAAUCGUUUGGAGGGAGAGCUUCUGGAUGAGCUUGCUCUUCUGUGUCUUUCUGUAUGUACCGUUAGGGUUGAAUAAGGCCCCACAUUCCUCAACAACACGGUGUUCCAGCAGCUCGGGGAGCUUGACAAGUUUACUGUCCUCAACCAGGUUGAUCACCGCUUUGAGAGCGCUUCUUUCCAUUUCAGCAGCUCUUGCCUUGAGUUCCUCGCCGGGCUUCUCUAUGCAUGUAUGCUUGGAAAAGGUCAAACGUUUGCUCAAACUCACAGGUGCAUGGAGGGAUUUAUUCUUACUGAAUACUCGGUCCCGCAAGAAGAUGUUUAACUUCUGCUCUCCUGCAGAAUGGGCUGAUUUAAAGUCCGCAACGAGCUCAUCAGAGGCAGGCGUGGCUGACUGUAGGGUGCGAAGUGUGGGUGAGGCUGGAUUAAAUGGGAAAGAGUCAAACUCAUCCAUGCAUGCAGUUAGGUUAUGCACACACUGCUCAUCCUCUCGCAUGCGCUUCGGGCCACUUUCUGUGUGUUUCCCCUUUGCUUUUUUUCGGGUUGCAAGAGAGUUGUGUGCCGCUCUUAUGCGGGUCACAUUGUUGACAUUUCUGGAGUGCACCAGCAGUUGUUUUUCAUUUUUGAGUAUUGAGAGCCAGCCUGACUUCAUUUUGCUGCCCUUGUUCAUAGUACACUCAAUCCACAUGUCCCAGGCCAUGUUGGAAUAAGGGUUACCUGUGAUGGACUGAGUGAAGUUAGAACGAAGGAAGGCAACCUGUUCAGCAGGGAGAGCUGUCAGCAUUGCCCAGAAGUCAGGCAGCCACCUCCCAUACUUGUUGUUGUCAUAUGCUACCAUCCACGGCUGCAUAGCCCGCAGAGAGCUGACAUACUCUUCCCAGUUGCAGAUAUGAACUGCAUGCACAUUCUGCAUUAGUGAAUCUGUCAUGGACAGGAAGUCCCUCCAGUAGUCUGCCAUGUCAUUCAUGUCUACAUGGGAGAAAAUCUUGGUGAUGAGAUCCUGGAGAUCGGCAUCAUCCUCCAGGGCUGAAUGAGCAGCAGCACGGGCUUCCUGGGAGAGACUUGUAUUCCUCAGAAUAUCAAGAUUCUCUCUUGUCCCCUCUGUUAGGUUGGGUAUCAGUCUCUCCUUGGCCAGCUGGCUCAUAAGUGCCUCAUACAUCAGCCUCAAGCAACGAAGUCCCCUCUUAUAAUGCUUGCCUUUCAGAGCAGAAUCAACGGAUCUCUCAGCAAUAACUCCUGCCGCUACAAUUACAUCUUCUAGCUCACUCCCCUUGUAGCGCUUGUAGAUGGCACUCAUCAUUACACACUGUGUAUGGAAAGGACCAAGAAAGGGCACGAUGUCACGGUACUUGUCUGGGUUCUCAGCCUUGAGCAGAGUGACAAGGACAUACACAGGAUGAUCUCCCACUAAAAAGGCAAAGGGCAUGCGUUUUGUGAUGAUGAUGUGAGAUAGCUUUUCCAUGAUGUCAUUCACAACUGACUUGUUCGGCGGUUGAUUGUAAGACAUAUGAAAAUAAGCCUUGCUCUUUGACUGCUCCUUAUUCAAGCUGGCAUGAAACCCAUUGUAGGAAGGAAUAGUCUGCUCAGCUGCAUCAGGACGAUCACCAUUCUCGUUUGCACGAACAAGGGCAUGAAUAAUGCUCCGCUUGCGCUGAGGCUCUGUACUUGAUGAGAAAGUAGUGGGCUUGGGGCGGAUAGGAGGUUCCCCACGCUUGCUCGUCCUAUAUGGUGUAACUGCCUGCAUCUCUGAUACCUUCUCAGUCAGAGCCUGUGAAACAGUCUUUGCAUCUUUGAUGCGCUUGUGUGCAUCCUGGAUGUUUUUCUCCUUCUGUGCAAGAUGAUCUAGGCGCUGAAGAAACAUCCAGUUACAGCGGUGACCAGUACCCCCCCCCUGUCAAGGUGUCAUUUUGAAAGUCAUCGUUGUCAAUUAUACUGAUGCUUGGUUCUCCCUCAGCAAUUUCAUCAGGACACACAGAACACUGUUCAAGGUCAUGCAUGGUCCAGAUAUCACGCAAGAGAAGCACGUCACGGUAUCUGAUCCCCAUGCCCAACUUGUAGUAACAGUCAACAAGCUCCUUGCUGCGAGUCAAACCAUGAAGGGUGAUGGUGGCAUUGAUGGCAGUAGUGGUGGGUCGUUUUAUUGCAUACUGUGUGAUAAGAGAGGUGAGGGAAAGUGUGCAUGGAGACAGAUCUACCUCCUCCUUCCCCCGUAUAGCAGAUAGCAGCUGCACCAGGAGAGGUGAGAGCUCUUCCUCCUCCUCCAGCUCUUCAACCCUCGGUGGCCAUCGGAUGAGUCUGAUGGACUUAAGAUCAUCCCUGAUCCGCUUAGCCACAUUGUGCACCAGUUGCUCAUUACUGACACCGAUGGAGUUCAAUGCUGCUUCAACAUAUGACCCACCCCCAGACGUGUCAUAGACUAGGUCACUCUGGUUCCUCUGUAAGCUUGAAUGGAAACCAAUCUUACUUCCAAAUUCCCGGGUCAGGAUGUCUUUGAUGUAAGAUGAUUUAACCGCAGAUGUUGGGAAGCCGUACCGAGAGAUCAUAGAGUUGUAGUCUAGGAGGAGGCUCUGCAGUGACCUUAGCUCAUGUUCCUCAAAAAUAACUUUUCUUAUGUGAUUAAAGAACAUAGUCUGUGCCUCACGUAGAGUGACAUUGUGCAUAUGUGGGAGUUUGUCAUCGUCGGUCAUUUUCUUGUAUUUUGUUACAUAUUUCAUCCAACAUGUGUAGUGAUAUCUGAUCUCAAGUGCAUAGGGCUGAUCAGCUGCAGAAUCGAUCAGGCAAUUGAUUCUGUCCCGCAUUGUCUGAUCGUCCAGGGCAACUGUAUGGCUCUUGAAAGCUGCCCAUGCAUGAUCAUAUGAAAUCAGCAUCAGCUUUGUUUCUGGGUGCUUUGGUGACUCAGGCUUACAACACCACACACAUUUUGUUUUAUCAUGUAUCUGCCCAAGACUUGAUCGCAGUCGUUUGGCAGGUGGAUCUGCAGCUGUGGAACAGUCAUCCAACAAAGAAGACUGAGAUGGGAUUUCUUCAGUCUCUUGUUUUUUCUGUCUUUUUUUGGCUUGUUCCAGUUUAUUACAAUUGAAUAGGGUCAACCUACAUGCUUCAUGGACACAUUUUCCAACCGGACCUUUAUCCCAAUCGACAGUUGUAUAGACAUGUCCAAACUUGUCAAGGCCACUCCAUAACAGUGCCCUGUGUUUUAUGUUUUCCCAUCUCUGGGUUGACUUAAUGGUAUCUGUGGCUUCAUUACACAGACUACCACACUGGAGAAUACAUGACUGUCUGUCUGUCCCUGUUGGUACAUUAUUUUCUUCCAUAUUCAAGCAGCUAUGUAUGCUGCAUGCACACUGUCUUUAAAGAUCAAAUGUGUAACUCCUCUAACUGUGGGCUCAAAAGAAUUACUAAAGAAUUACUAACUACUAAAUUAAUAAAUUAAUAAACAAUGCUAAACCAUUGGCCAAAUUGUCAAAUAAUAUAAGAAAAAAUAAAAUAAAAUAAUAAUAAUAAACAAAUAUAUUUAUUUGUAAAGCGCUUUUCCAGGAUGUAAAGACGCUGUACAUGCAAGAACAAUAAAACACACAUCAAUAUACAAUAAAAAAAGGCAAAAAUUGUGAAAAUGGCUGAUCUACAAGCUCACACGCCUCACAAUAUAAGGUGCUAUGGGCUUGUAGAUCUGCUAUUUUCACAAUAUCUAUAUGUGGAACAGAGUCAUACAAAUUGGGGGUUACCCAGUUCAAAUAUGAUUGUUUUGGGGGGUCAAGUCCCGAAAAGGUUGAGAAUCACAGUACUAGAUGGCAGCCAUCUUGAAUAUCGUGGUCAAAACAAAGUUGUAUGAUUAAAACAAUGUCAGAUUUGGAAUCCUCAUGCUUGACUUGUGUGGAAAAGUGCCUUCAUACAUGAUUCUAGGUCAUCCAGAUCAAAAGUUGAUUUUUGGCGAUGGCGCCGGCCGCCAUCUUGAAUUUAGCUGUCUAGCAAAAAAUGCCGGGAUUUUUGCGAGGGACCUGGGGGCUAAAUCUUUUCUAAAGGGUCCAUAGAAGUCAAAUCAAUCGUCAAAACAUCCUUGCCAAAGGAUGGUCACAGAAUCUCACUUUGUGACCCCACUAUUAGUCAGAAAAUGGGAUCAGCAGGAGAGAUACUUUCAACUUAAUUAUUUUCUGUGAUGUUUUAACCUAGUAAAUUCUAAAUGCUUCCUGAUAAACAUGGGGCCAAGGAAUAUGCUUUUUUAUCUUUAGCUUUAUGUAGCUUUAAACCAUUACUUCUGUCACUUUUGUUGCUAAAUUUAAGUCUCAAAGCUAAUGGUUACAUUUUUACAAAAGCUACCAAGAUAGGAUGAGUUUUAUUUUUUCCAUCUCCCACUGAACACAGCAAUUCACUGAAGCAUUCCCAUUAUGGAAGAGGAGUGAAGUUUCACGACUGUUAACCCAAUUGUUUUGCCUUGCCUGCUUGCACAGAAAAGAGAAAGUUUUUUUUGAUCAGAUGAUCAUUUUAUCUUCUUAACAUGACAAGUAUUAUUCUUCCACAAAGGUUAUCAUGAGAACUGUGACGUUGUCCCAAAAGAUAUAUACGCUGAAGUGGGAUCUGAUAUCAAGAUAGUGUGCCACACUUCUUGUGUCCAUGGCCAUGGCAAAGUCUUCUGGAAGCUGAACAGCAGAGAGAUAGAUGAGCACCUGUCAACCACCAUUAACUCCUCAUACACAGUCCUGUUUCUAAGGAACUUCACUGAGCACAGAGCCACACUGCAGUGUUACAGUGCACUAAUUCAGGAAAUCCUUGGAGGCACCACCAUCACAACAUAUGGUAAGAAAUGCUUUUUAAAUAGAAUCCAUAUGCUGACUUUAAAUGUGUUUAAGAGGCCUUAUGAUUAAGAAAUAAUGUAUUGUGAGCAGGUGGUCAUAAGUCUUGGAAACCUGACAUGGGGAGUAUGACCUUGACACAACAGUAUGCUGCUCAUUAUCCAUCAAAUAACUGAAAUAUACAUAAGUUGAUGUAAGGGUGAUUUUAUUUAUCUAAAAAAAUUUUUUUGUAUGCAGUUCAAUAAACAGCCCCUCUGAUUUCAUAGUCUGUGAGCCUUUUGUACCAACAGAUUCAUAUCAGUUUACAUAUUGGGUAGAUUAAAAUUAAUUCAGGGCUGGGCAAUAUGGCCUGAAAUCAACAUCACAACAUAUUGAGCAGUUCACCUCGAUAACGAUAAAUGGAUGAUAACUACUCCACAAGCUGCUCACCUUUCUUAAAUUUUUUGUUCAUUUCAAUGCCUAAUACAACUUAAGUUUCGCAUUUGUGUGGACAAAUAUAAUGAUAACAACAAAAUAGCUCAUAAGAGCUAUAAGAGCUGAUAACCAUUUCCAUGGUUUUCUUCACAAUGACCAAAAUCACUUGAGUUCUUACAUCAAUAGCUAUGGCAUUGUUCUGCCAAAAACAAAGCUUUUAGGCAUUCCAUGUUUUUUCCUCUGUCUGUUGGUCACAUGAUACACACAGGAGUUAGUACUUGAACCAUUGUUUUUGAUGACAGCAGCCAUGCGUCUUGACAUGCUCUCCACCAGCUUCUGAUGUAGCUCUGCUGUCACAGCAGCCCAUUCCUGUUUCAGAAUUUCUACCAAAUCUGCUUUGUUUUUGGGCUUGUGGUUCUCCAUUUUGAGUUUGAUGAUAUUCCACAGGUUUUCAAUUGGAUUUAGAUCUGUUGAUUGAGCAGGCCAAGGCAUGGUUUGAAUGUUUUGGUUCUCCAUCCAGGCUUUAAUUGACCUUGCUGUGUGGCAAGGGGCUUGUUGUGGAAAAUUCAGUCAUUCAAGCCAGGAAAGAGUUUAUCAGCUGAUGGAAGAAGACUGUUUUCAAGAGUAGCCCUGUACGUGACCUGGUUCAGUUGCCCAUCACACAACUGCAUUUGCCCUGUUCCACCCAUACUGAAACAACCCCAGAUCAUCAACAAUCCACCUGAAUAUUUUACUGUAGGGGCAAGACAGUCUGGUUUAUACACUUCUCCUGGCCUCCUCCUAACUGGUGAGUUAGCUGGAGUGGGUAUCAACCCAAAUUUAAAUUCAUCGCUGAAGAGAAUCUUAGCCCAAUCAUCCAGUCCAAUCCCUGUGAUCUCUUGCAAAGAGUAACCAAGAUUUCUUUUGCCUUUUGUGGCGUUCCUGACAGGAAUGAAUGAGUGCAUGGUCCUCUCAUGAGGUAAAAAGACGUUUCCUGCCUCGACCAGCUAGCAAUUUGGUAGUGCCAUGUUUGGCUUUCUUUUUCCUGUUGUAAAGAACAGCUGUCUUGGAGAUCUUCAGUUUUUUGGCUACCUGUCUCUCAAUGAUGCCAAUUUCCAGCAUUGCCAAGAUUGCUGCCUGUGAAGAUGUGGCUUCACUCAUUUCUUUUGUUCUAGGCAUAAUGUUAGAGCUGACAACUUCUGAGUUGUGCUAUGGCUUGAAAGUAAGCUGUAAACAACUCUAGGCCUUUGAAUGUGCAGUGCUGCUAAUGACAUGAAAUGGCCUCUUUUAUACACUGGGAAUACAAUUAAGCUUAAGUGUGUCAAAUAGAACAUGAAAUGGAAUCUGCUGCAUUUUUAGUUAUGUUCAUCAUAUUCUUCAGGUAAUAUACUUCUAGUGGUAUCAGGCAUUAAAAUGAACAAGAAAUUGAGGGAAACAAGGGUGGUCUAAUAAUUUUUUUCCAAUAUUUAUGUAUAAUUUAAUGCAAAAGUUAUCACCAGACACGAUGGAGAAAGAACAUGUCAAAAUUAUUCUCAUCUGUGUGAUAUUAUUUGCAUAAACCCAACACGGAACAAACACUUUGCAGCAUUGGACAGCAGCAGCAACUUAAUUUUUUCUGGCCAAAACAGACUCUUGGUGAACAGCUGUCUUCUGAGUUUGGGUGGGCCAAGAGAGUAGGGGGAGAUUUAGAAGGAGAAAGAAAUGGAUGCAGACAAAUAAACUGAGCAACAACAACGGUGCAAGUCAGCUCAUUGCCAAUAUUAAUGGCUAAAAGAUGUAAAUGUGCAAUAUUCUGAAGACCAGCUAGUUAGUAUUGACUGAUAACAAUAACUCUGACAACUAAAGUAAACAAGCCUGUUUUGUCUUACAGCUAUGAUACUGAUAAUAUGGAGAAAACUGAUUAUGUUAAUUAUCCCAUUUAUGGUAUAGAAGUUUGAAGAUUAAUAUAAACAGUUUGGAUAAGGAUAAUAGAAAUAACACAUAUAAUAAGAGUUUUGUUUAAUCUUGAUAUGAGGUGUCUUGACAUGAGCAGGUCAGUGAAAAUAGGAAACGACCCAGCACAGAGCCCUGGGGCACCCUGCAGUGUAAUGUCUAUUGCAGCUAACUUUGCAAAUACCUUUCAUUAACUUGGGUAUGACCAGCUCAAGAACUGAAUGUGUUUUGACAUUGUUGAUCUCUUUUUGUUCCAGCAAAACCCAGUGAAAUAUCUUGCAUGUUGGAUUAUAAUAACCAGGAUGUCAUUGGUGUACCAGAAUUUCUUAUAUGCAAGUGGGAGCACCAGAUUGAGCCUUCAACAGACACAAACUACACUGUACUAAGGUACAUUUGCAUUCUUUUAUUUUAAAAAAACUAAUUGUAUUGGGAACAUAUGUAUUGAUUAUUAAACAUAUUUUCUAUGCUUUUUUUAGCUCCUUUUCGGAUCGCUCGCCCCAAAGUGAAAUCUGCCACUCACGUGAAAAAACAUGCACUGCUGAUCACGAUAAAGUCACAGUUAUACUUCCUUAUCAGACUUUCAAUGUCACUGUUAGAGCCAAAUCUGCUGCUUUUGAGGUUUACUCUGAAACUCAAGAAUUGGACACUGAUCGGAUAUGUAAGUAACAUUGAGUAAAUUUUGUUAGAAAAUUACACAGUAACAAAGGACUCCUUGCAUUUUAACAUUGUUUAUUUCUGAAAUUUCUUUAGGGAAAAUUAUCCGUCCAAAGGUAGCUGUAAUGACCGGACCUGAUCACCUCUUAGUAAACUGGACCAUAAUGUGGGGCACGAAACCUGGUCCAUUUCAUUGUCAAGUCAAGUACAGCCAGGUAUGUCACUCUUUGAAUGUGUCAUUCUGCAUUUAAAUGAUUCACUGGAAGCUACUUGGAAAACUGUGACACAAGUCAAACAAACUAGUCAAACAAGUCUUAAUUUCAUUGCUAUGACAAUAAAACAGGAGUAACAAUAAAAAAUAGACUUUAAGUAUUGGAAAAGUGAAUCACUUCACUCAUGUUUGACUUGAAACAAUACUCAGAGUAAUAAGUAUUAUUAACUAUUAAAAAUUAAAAUCUAGCUGGGCAAUUGAAAAUAUGUAACUGCAGAGAUAAGUAUAAGAUGACCCAGUCUGUUAUUCUUUAGGAAUGGUAAUGUCAGGUACAACCAGAAAUAUACUUGACAACAAUAUAUGAACUGUCCACCCGAACCCUAGUGCGUCAGAACAAUAGCAGCUCGAUCUGUUAAAUUGCAGUUACCAGGUCUAUCAAACUCUGACAUUAUUGGUAAGAGCACAUGCCUGUACUUAAAGGCAGUCAUUUCAUUGAUACAAGCAUUGAAACAUUUCUUUGGAAAUGCUGUUCACAGGAACAUCAGAAUUUCUGAUCAAGUGUUAGUACUUUUAAUCGAAAACAGUGCACCAUGUGGAGUACAGCUGUUGUGAAACUGUGCCAGCAGUGCUUGCUGUAAUUACCUACUAUUCUCUUGAAUGAUCUUUUCUAUGGUAUUUGUGUUUCUCUUCCAGGCUUACACUGAAAGAAUUCGAGAGGUAAGAUCCACAUAAUUCCUUUGAAAAUGCAUUUUAUCGCAACAAUGCAAAGCUAUGAUGUGUUCAAUGUUGGACUUUUUGGGAUAAGGGUACAGUUGUGAGUUUUUUUCUGACUUUAGUCUUUCUAUUUUUUAGGUCACUUGUAACACCGCAUUUUGUGGGACGGGAAAAGAUUUGCCCUUUGAAAACCUGGAAUCUUGCAGUGUCUACGAAGUCACAGUCCGCUGUGCUUUAGUUGGGGCCCCCUGGAGUAACUGGAGCCUGGAGAAGACAGCUCUGACCAGAUGGAACAGUAAGAUCAAUGUUAAGACAUCAUUAGUUUUCUUCAAAUACACAGGAACCAAAUCCUGAAGCCUGGAAGUGGUUUGUGCAGGACUAAAAUAUCAGCUACAGAGAGUGAAAUCUGACUCACUAAGUUUCAGGUUUAGACUUGAAUGUGAAUAUCUUCAGAUGCAGUAAAUAAAGUUCUUGUUCAAGUCUGUCUAUGACUCAUGCAGCAAGUUGUCACUGCUAAAAAUGUUCCAGAGAAAGACAAUCAGUUCAUUCCAGGCCUUACACACAAACAUAAUAGGGUAUUACAGAGCUGAGGAUGAAUCAUUCACAAGCACAAGUUAACAUCUACAAAUGCCAACACUGAAUGAACAAUACAUGAAUGAUGGAUUAAACUUAAUUCAGUGUGUAAUCCUGGCAAGAUAAAAACAGCUGUCACUAUGAGCUCAUGAAUUUAGUCUCAGUGGGUUUUAAUAAACUGUUUUGGCUUCAGCUGAGGCAGAAAUUGUUCAAUUGUAUUUAAUUGCUGUGAGACCCUGCAUUUAUUUCAAUGUGAUUGUUAAUUUUCUGCCUGUAUACAGCGGCUGAUGCCAAGCUGCAACUCUGGAGAAACAUUGCUGAACCACUGGGAAAGGGAAAAAGAAAAGUUCAUGUGAUGUGGAAGGUAAAGAAGACCUGUUGUGCUUUGUUCAUCAAACUUUAAACAUGAUAUUCCCUUUGAGCUAAACUCCUUGGAUAACAUUUUAACCUCGAGCAUUGCUCACUGUCUACACAGGGGAUUCCUUCAACAUGCCAAGACACAUUAAACUACACCAUCCAGCUGAUUCCCUCCAAACCCCAGACGACCAGAGCAAAUCACUCUGAAACUAUAUUGUGUGGUAAUGUAACUUGUGAUGUCAAUGUGGACCAGGAUGCAUACAGGAUAAUCCUCACAGUGGCCCCAAGUGAUGCCCCGUCUGUGCAGCGCUCUGUUUAUGUUCCAGCUGUUGGAGAGAGUGAGUUCCAAUGCCAUCGAUUGCAUAUAUUUUGAUGGGUAGCCUUAACUCAUGCAUCACAGUGACUCAUUUAAUGGAAUAAUGCUUCCCACUAAUGUAUGUCAGUGAUUUGAUUUCCUAAACGUCUUCUCACUUGGCAGGCCUCCCUCGAGUUACCGGCAUCCAAGCAUCAACCCUUGAUGGUGUUAUUCUCGUCAGCUGGAAGGCUCCAGUUCAGCCUGUCAGUGGUUACAUAAUCGACUACACCCAUGAUGGAAAUCAGCAUUACUGGAGGGAGAGCAAAUACACAAAUAUCACACUGAUAGGUAGGUUAGAUGAGAAGGGAGGAGAAGGAUUGUUGAAUGAUUAAUUAAUGUGUUUUCAUGGAAUCUGAGUCAUCAUUACCUCCUUCCUGAUUCACAUGCUGUGAUUGAACUUGUCUGACAAUCAGAUCAAUUUGUGUUUUAUCCCUCAGUGUUGGGGCUGAUGGGGGGAACAGCCUUUUAUGAGCCUCUGUUGAAUGCAUUGGCUGGAAAUGAUGCAACUAUUCUUGAUAACUUAUUCUCAUGUUUCCCAGAGGUUGGAAAGGCUGGAGUCUGUAAAACAAAUAAACAAACAAGAUAAGACUAGAACUUUAUUAAUCCCUGAAAGGAAAUUCAAUAGUAUCAAUUCAAAGCAGCAUGACUAAUGCAGCAUGUAAUCAGAACUGCUCAUCAGAGGGUAGAAAAUAGAGAUGGGAGGUUUCCAAAUGAGUCAGUCGUUUGAGUGGCUCUUUUAAGUGGACCAUGAGAACUGGUUCACAAUGACAAGCCGUUCGUUUGCUAGCCGUUCUCAUAUGCAAAUUGGCUGCGCUGCCUCUACGUAUCACCUGUGUGCCCCAAACACCAGGUAGGGUAGUACAAGUUUGCAUUCACAUUUUUAUCAUGUCUUAGUUUUAAUCAGUUACCUGUAGCCUGAGUAGUUUUUAUUGUGCCACAAAGAUUUUUAAGGUGAGGAAAAAAAAAUUCAAAAUAUUGAUCUCACUGUCGAAGCAUGGGGAUAAUCAGUAUUUCUGAAUGAUUCCCAUCCAUGUGUACCCUUGUUGACCUCUAAAAAAUGAAUAAAUAUAACAAUGAGCCAGUCUUUUUAAUGGCUCUUUGAAUGGAACAGCUCCUCAAGAUCUGGCUCCCUUCAAAGAGCCAUAAAUCUCAUCUCCAAUAGAAAACUUUAGAAAUCCACCUCAACCUCUGUGCGCAGAGAAGAGCUGUUGAUUCGUCCACUUUCCUUUGUCCAAAGUUAAUCUUGAUACUAGUAUGUGCACCACGUUUCAACACUGUGAGGGUGCUUUGAGAGACUGUUUCAAAAGGUGGGCCAUCAUUGUCAACAGUACUGAAGGAAUUGGCUCCAAUCCCACUAUGAUGAACAACUUUCCAUACCAAGUCACGCUAGACAGUCAUUUUCAAACAAACCCAGUUAUUGUUGUGUCUUGCUCUCAUUUUUUGUGUCAUAUUAUCCCCAAAAAAGGCAAAAAUCCCUCAUCAAGGAUGUAAAGGCUAAAAAGUCAACCUCAAAUUGGCUCUUGAGAAAUUUUAAGGGACUAAAAAAGGUCAAGACAAGAUGCUGUCCCCAGGGGCACAUCGGUGCCAGUAAAAAAUGUUCCCACCAUAGUUUUUUAUCAGACAUACAACUCUGAGCCAAAGGAGAUGACAUUGCUUGCCAAUUCUACGCUGCUUGAAGUGUAGAAGUUUCAUAUCUUUGUGGCUGUCAAGUGUUGAAGCUAUCACACUUUAAUGUAAGAAAUGUUCAUACUUUGUUUUCACACAGACCUUCUGGAUAAGAAGCCUUACAACAUAACAGUAACACCCCUCUUUAAUGGCAAGACAGGUCAUGGCACACAAGCUCUGCAGAUCUGCUCAAGGGUUGAAGGUAGGAAAUCAAGAUUUUUAUCAGAGUUUGUAAAAGUUGCUGUUUGUUUGGUUUUACCAGUCUUAUUUUGAAAUCCUUAUCUGUGCCGAUCUAGCAAAUGUCACCAUCACCAAUGUUCAAGCUUAUGACAAAAGCGCCACUGUGAGCUGGGAUGUGAGGUCACAGGAGGUGUGCCGGGGAGCUGUUGUCACUUAUACUGUCUUCUACAGCAAACAGAAAGAACCACAGCAGAGUAAGGACUCCUCAAACUUGUUUAUUCGUUUAAAUAUUCAUGUUUUUUUCCUCUCAUGGCAUUUUCUUUACUGUUUUUCCUCAAGAUGUUACUGUAGGUAGCACAAGGCAGUACAUCUCUUUGAAAGACCUGACUCCAGACACCCAGUACCAUGUUUAUGUCCAGGCUACAACUCUCAGUGGAUCUUCCAACAGCAGCGAGUGGCUUUUUAAAACCAAGAAAUUUGGUGAGUACUCUGCUCAGCUACAAUCAGGCAUUAUUUUGAGCCAAAGAUAAUGCUGGAGGACUGAAAAGCUUGGAGACUUUGCUGGAAAUAUUAUGAGUCAUGUUAAAGUUAGGAACUACAGUAUUCUUGAAAUAUCCAUUAUGUUUGGCUGCCAGUCAACUGACCUAGUUAAAAAUGCAUGGAUCACCUGUGCUACGAGCAAGCUUUGGCAUGUCAGGUGGAAUGUGACGUCAGAUAAGGAUCUUGAAGGAGCUGCUUUCCAAAAAGAAGAAACUAUCUAUCUAUCAAUCCAUUUAUCAGUUCAUUCCUAUGCCGUUCAUCUGUUCAUCCAUUCAUCCACAUUUUGCAGUCCAAACAAAUCAGAUAUUUUAAGACUGAAGCAGCAGCAAAAUCUGAGUCCAGACUUUUUAGAUGUAUUCUAAGACGAAAACGUGGAUGAAGUGUUGGUGAAGUAGAUCAACUUUUUUAUAUUUAUAUGCAAUCAAGAUUAAUUUCCUUCCAUUCACCGACAUUGAAACUUGAGGAACUUUAUCUUGAGUAAUCAAGAUGAUUUUUUUAAGCCUCCCCAUUGUUUUGCAGCCACCCAAAACCCAACAACAUUGCAACUUGUCGUGACAUUUACAUUAGUGGGAGGGAAAGGUUCAUGCACUCAAUGCAUUGUUUUUCUAUAAAAUAAAUGAUUGCAUAUCUUUCUGAACAGACCCUAGGCUCUUAACAGCUCUCCUCGUCUGUGGAAGCAUCACAGUGGUCCUUCUGUUUAUUCUUGGAGUAUGCUGUGCUGUUCAGUAAGUUUCACUCUGCUGAUAUGUCAUACAAAUACAAGGGAGAUAUAUGUAUAAAGAAGGUGGGAGCCAUUUAGUACAGAAUGUGCAUGAAGUUUAGCUCACUUUCCCCCUUACCAGUCAAAUACUUUUCUUUAAGGUGGAGGAAAAUCAGUGAGAAGCCGAUACCUAACCCUGGACUCAGCUCUGUGGCGUUGUGGUCAUCGGCAAGUCAUCAAGAGGUAAACUUGAGUGGCUGACGCAUUGAGAUAUUUUAGACUUUGAUGAUUUGUGACCAAGGAAGAAAAUCAAGCAGGUGCUGCUUUGAUCGGGUGGUAUUCACGGAAGAAAACCGUCUGCUGCUACAGACAAAUAAUUUCUUGAAUUCUGGUACAUUUUCCACACUGCAAUAAAACUCUUCUGCUCUUUAAGUAACUACUGUACCAGUGCCAUGAUAUUUAUUUGUUCUUAAAGAUACUGUGUGGAAAGGGAAUUUUUAGCAACAUCUAGCAGUCAGAGUCUAGACUUAAGAGCUCCUUUGCUCACCCCUUCUGCUGCUGUAGCUCUCUGGUGGGCUUUGGGGACAAAACACUCCUGUAAUAAAUGUGUGUGAAGUGUGAUCCUCCAUUUACUGCAUUAAGUUGUAGUAAUCAAAGAACCACUUUCUUCUUCUCCUUUGUCUUCUAACUUGUGCAUUUUGAGUGCCUACUUGCUAAAAACAUACAAGAAUGCACCACUGAGACAUGAUAGUGCAAGAUACUAAAUGCUAAAUGUUUCUUACUGUACCUUUAAAUAAUCUACCAAAUUAUCUUACAGGCACUUUCAAGAAGUCUCACCUGUUUUAUGUAUGCCAUCUGUGAUUCUUUAUUAUUGUGUGUCUAUAGGGAACAUUUCUGGUCCAGCCAUUCAGUACUCCACGUGAAAGCUGGUGUGACAGAGUUUACCCAGAGGAGCUUGAAGGAACUUUUACACUAUUGAAAGACUAUAAAGACAAACCAGCUAAAGACCGAGCGGAGGAAUUCACUGUCCCUCAUGUAGUUCCAGCACCAGACGAACAAAGUACAUACUCAGGUGAAAGUGUAGAGAUGCUGCAUCCGUCAUCUCCCGAAGAAUCCACAGAGCUGCUUCUGUCAGACAGCAACCAUUCUAGCGCAUAUCGAAGUCAGAGCUCAGAGGAAGCUCCUGCACGGAGGACUAGCAAACAAAAUGAGGGUGGAGCUGUGAAACAGCUGGAAAACACUGCACCACCUACUGUUUAUGUCACUCUGGACAUGUUGAAAGGCAAAGCACAGUUGAAAGAAUUGGAAACAAAAACGUAG